CUGUUUAUCUGUUUAAUGUGAUUUAACUGAAACUGCAUGAAUGUUACUUGAGACAAUUUAUCAUUUGUGGUAAAAAAAAAAUGGAGUUGAGUGAUCUGAAAAUAAAAUGAGAUUGACAGCAAAAAGAACAUUUUCUUCUCCAUAAACAGUGAAAUGCUCAUAGUAAUGUUUGUGUAAUGUUUAGUAUAGACUAUAUACAAAACAUUCAUAUCUGUGUUAUGUUCAUGUUCAUUGACAAUAUUUAUCAUACUUUACAGCUAUGGGAGGAUACUGGUCUUCACCGUUGCUUGAUAAAGAAUGGCGGGAUGUACCAUGGAAGGACAAAGCUGGAUAUCUACAGUCUGUGAGGGGUUUUGAGCCUUUUCAGUCUCAUAAUAAUGAGAAGAAUAAAGAUCAGCAUAUUAGAGUUCUGCUUUAUGGACCAACUGGUCAUGGCAAGUCCAGUUUUAUCAACACUAUGGACACCAUCUUACGAGGCAGAAUGACUGGACGAGCUUUGGCAGGUACAAUUGGAGGAACGUCCUUCACCCAACAGUACACAACAUACAAAAUUACAAAAGGAGAACAUGGGACCUUUUACCCAUUUGUCUUCAAUGACAUUAUGGGUUUUGAGAAGGACAAAGGAGUUUGUGAGGAGGACAUCAAACGAGCCAUGAUGGGACAUGUCAAAGAUGGUUACAUGUUCAAUCCACUCUCCACAUUAUCCACAGAUGAUCCAUACUACAACACAAACCCCAGUCUGAGUGACAAAGCACAUGUUCUGGUUUGUGUCGUCUCUGCCUCUAAAGUACGUUUACUGUCUAGAUUAAUGACGAACAUGAGGAAAGUGAGGCGAGAAGCUAGUGAUUUGGGGAUUCCUCAAAUGGCUAUUCUCACCAAAAUUGAUGAAGCCUGUCCUAAGGUCAAUGCAGACUUAAGAAACGUCUACAAAAGCAAGUUUGUGAAAAAACAGAUGGAGCUUCUGAGUGAAUCACUGGGUAUUCCACUGAACUGCAUCUUUCCUGUGAAGAACUACCACUCAGAAAUCACUCCAAAUGAUGACCUUGAAAUGCUGAUACUGAUGGCACUGAGACAGAUGAUCAACUUUGGAGAAGAUUUUGUGAAUGACUGUAAAUGCACAUGAGACAAACAUUGCUUCAGCUCAUCAUGAAAUGAAAUCAUGUCAAAAGUUGAUUUUGUAAUCACAUGAAGUGGGAAACAGAUUUAUGGCUUCAUUUACAGUUAUGUCUUAUACCUGAUAAAUCAAGCAGAAGUGCACUGGCUUUGCGCA
This is a messenger RNA of Sphaeramia orbicularis (orbiculate cardinalfish), 1270 nucleotides long. Its product is annotated as interferon-induced protein 44-like. The record is from RefSeq and is a predicted model, not a curated record. The transcript has 8 exons. NCBI's taxonomy places the organism in Eukaryota, Metazoa, Chordata, Actinopteri, Kurtiformes, Apogonidae. Bases 260 to 1123 code for a protein of 287 amino acids. Gene Ontology annotation, biological process: immune response.